GACUUUGGGUUAACCUGAUUAACGGAAAUACGAAAUCACCAACGCCCAAAGCCGGCACAAGGCUCUCAGGAGAAUUCGUGCAGCCUUUAGAGCAAUUGGUUCCUUCCUUGGCAGGACUGCGGGCAAGUCAGUGAUCUGCAAAGUCCAUUGCGCCCUAGCACCCCCCUGCGCCUGGAUUUAAACCUCCCCCGGCUUACACCAGCAACCCGUCAGCGUGCUUAAAAAAAAUCAUUUUAAUUCAUUACAGUUUUAAGAAGGUUCUUCUAGAUCCGCUCAGAUGGCAACUAAAAUCGAUAAGGAAGCUUGCAGGGAGGUUUACAAUCUGGUGAGGGACGACGCAUCUGAAGUGAACUGGGCUACUUUCAAGUACGAUGGCACCGUUAUAGUUCCUGGGAAACACGGCGCAGACUUUGGCGACUUUAAAGACGAGUUUACAGAUGACUGCCGAAUGUUUGCGUUUGUGCGGAUCACCACUGGAGAUGCCAUGAGCAAGAGAGCCAAGUUUGCUUUCAUUACCUGGAUUGGUGAGAAUGUCAGUGGUCUGCAAAGAGCCAAAAUUGGUCCAGAUAAGUCACUGUUGAAAGAAGUAGUGCAGACCUUUGCCAAAGAGUUUUUGAUCAAUGAUCCCAGGGACCUGGAGGAGGACUUUUUAAGAGCGGAGCUGAAGAAAGCAGGAGGUGCAAACUACGAUGCACAGAUCCAGUAAAUCCUCAGCAGCACUGUCCACAGAUCCUUCUGAAUGCUACUGGGAAAAAAUAUAAGAGUGAGAGGAGGCAGAUGGCAGCAACAUGUGCAGAAAGAGCCUGCCUUUUUAGCAUAAUCCAGACAUUUGCCUCUUACAAUGGCACCUCCUUAUUAAAUACAUUUACUGAGAUGCCUCCCAGUAUAUGCAGCUAAGAACAAAGGCACAUUCUGGACAUUUUUCUUUUGUAACAUUGGGGGUGGGGGGCCUUGCUGCAUAGUUUUGAACUGUUGUUUUUGUAAACAUUUUGAUGUGUUUUUUUUGUCAGGGAAAGAUGGUCUUGAGCACAGAAAACUGGAAUAUGUAUGUGUUGUUUUACUUGAGUAGGUAUGGGAUAGGGUGGGGUUUCUCACUAUGUAUGCAUAUUUGUGCUGAGAAAAAUUAAUUUGUCAGUUCAGGUAGUAUUACUUUUCCAUGCCACUAUCAAUGCUUUCAGAGCUUAGGAUUCACUGGUGCCAUUUCCACAUAACUCUUAUCAGGACAAUUUCCAUUUGCCUUACUUUAUUAUCUUCUGCUAAAUUGUAAGCUUUCUGACUUGCCUUAACAAUGCAAAUCUCCCCAUCCAUAAAAUCUCUCUCCACAUACCAUACAUAAAUCAGCCAUUGGAAGCAGUGAAUUAGCAAUAUUAAUUUCCUUGCUGUUAUUGUAUUAGUGGGUUUCUACACAUCAAAGCAGAAGCUGUUUGGAUCUAAGGUCCCACAGCUGUUUGUGCAUUUCCAUUGUACUCUGUGAUGCUUGAAAUGUGCUCCAUUUCAACACUGCUGUGAAAACAAAACGCGUGGGCACAGUUACAACGGCAAAGAAAGCUUUAUUUUUUUAAUUCCAUGAAAAUGAUGUCCUAAUAGUUCUUUGUUUUAGUGAAAUUAAACUGCUAAGUACUGUACCGAAGUCAGGGAAACAAAUACCCAAGCAUAAGUCAUUUAAAAAUAAAAAUGAUGGUUUCAGGUAA
Molecule: messenger RNA, 1691 nt
Organism: Protopterus annectens (West African lungfish)
Lineage: Eukaryota; Metazoa; Chordata; Ceratodontiformes; Protopteridae
Gene: COTL1
Product: coactosin like F-actin binding protein 1
Exons: 4
Coding region: 278-706 (142 amino acids)
Biological process (GO): regulation of actin filament polymerization
Cellular component (GO): site of polarized growth; actin filament; plasma membrane
Molecular function (GO): actin filament binding
Source: RefSeq, a predicted model, not a curated record